Messenger RNA from Vanrija pseudolonga, 1916 nucleotides. Its product is annotated as D-aminoacylase. The transcript has 3 exons. Bases 75 to 1760 code for a protein of 561 amino acids. Lineage: Eukaryota; Fungi; Basidiomycota; Tremellomycetes; Trichosporonales; Trichosporonaceae. The record is from RefSeq and is a predicted model, not a curated record. Gene Ontology annotation, molecular function: hydrolase activity, acting on carbon-nitrogen (but not peptide) bonds, in linear amides.
CGUUCCACUCCCACCCCCCAACACCCACACACCUUUGCAGUGCAACAUCCAGCCUGUUGCACACCUACCACGACAUGACGAUCGACCCGCCCACCUCGACGCUGUUCCGCGCGGCCUCCGUCGUCAGCGGCGAAGAGGACGCCGUGCCCUACACGGCCGACGUGCUCGUCACCAAUGGAGUGAUUGCAAAGAUUGCACCCAGCGGAGGGAUAUCCGCCCCACCCGGCGCGCGCGUCGUCGACGCUGCGGGCUACUACCUUUCGCCGGGCUUCAUCGACAUGCACGCACACUCGGACCUCUACCUCCUCACGCAUGCCGAUCACGAGGCCAAGAUCACCCAGGGAUGCACGACCGAGGUCGUGGGGCAGGACGGUAUCGCCUACGCGCCGGUCCACACCGACGAGCAGAUGACGGCCAUCCGCGAGCAGAUCACUGCGUGGAACGGCAACCCGUCCGACGACGAGUGCGCGACCACACUCAAGGACGUGGGCAUGUUCCAGUGGCGCUCGAUCAAGGAGUACCUCGACGCGCUCGACCGCAACCGCACGGCCACCAACGUCGCCAUGCUCGUCCCCCAGGGCAACCUGCGCCUGCUCACCGUCGGGCCCCGCGAUGAUGUUGCGAGCGCGCAGCACAUCCAGGACCAGGUGGCCCUACUCCACCAGGGGAUGAGAGACGGCGCCGUCGGCAUGUCGUCGGGCCUGACAUACACGCCUGGCAUGUAUGCCAGCAACUCUGAGCUUGCAGUCCUCUGCUCGGCGCUCGCACAGUACCCCGGCUCCUUCUACGCACCCCACCACCGCAGCUACGGCGCCAACGCGAUCGAGAGCUAUGGCGAGAUGAUCGACCUGGGCGAGACGACCGGCUGUGCCGUCCACCUGACCCACGCGACGCUCAACUUUCCCGAGAACAAGAACCGCGCCCCAGAGCUCGUCGACAUGAUCGACACGGCCCGCGACAAGGGCGUCGACAUCACCCUCGACACGUACCCCUACCUGCCUGGAUGCACGACGCUGAGCUCCAAGCUCCCGAGCUGGGCGCUGAGCGGCGGGCCCGAGGAGACGCUCGAGCGCCUCCGCGACCCGGCCAUAUGCGAGGAGAUCCGCGUCGCCGUCGAGGACGUCGGAUGUGAUGGCGGCCACGGUAUCCCCACCGACUGGCAGUGUGUCGAGAUUGGAUCGACGGCACACCCCGACCUUGAGGGGUUCGCCGGCCGCCGUGUCGACGAGGUCGCGCGCUCGCUCGGUCGCGAGCCGUUUGCCGUCUUUAUCGACAUUCUCGUCAAGGACAAGCUGGCGACCGGGUGCAUCUUACACACUGGCAACGAGGAGAAUGUGCAGUAUAUCAUGAAGCACGAGGUGCACACUGGCGGAUCCGACGCCAUCCUCCACGGGCAGACCCUUCACCCCAGGUCGUACGGCACGUUCCCGCGGUAUCUGGGUCACUACGCGCGCGACCUCGGCCUCAUGUCCAUCCCGCACAUGGUCGCGCACCUGACGACGCGCCCGGCGAAGCGUCUCGGCGUGUACCCCACGCGCGGGGUGGUGCGCGAGGGCUCCGCCGCCGACCUGGUGCUCUUCGACCCCACAACCGUCAAGGACAUGUCGUCACAUACUGAGCCGCGCGCUACGGCCAAGGGCAUCCGCUUCGUGCUCGUCAACGGCCAGGUCGCCAUCGACGAGGGUAAAAUGACAGGUGCCAGGGCUGGCGUGACCAUUCGCCGCCGCAAGGACGGCAAGGUCACCGACCGCGGCGAAUAAGAGGGGCCGCGGGCAACGAGGCGGAGUGAGGGGGAGAGAGAGAGCAUGGGCAUUUGUAACUAUAGGCGAGACACAAAGCAGCAGCAGCAGCGGCAGUAGCAGCAUCACUUCAGAAGAACACGCGCGAUACGCAAUGCAUGAGUCAUUGGUCGGAGG